UUUACUUUGGAAUUGCUUGCUCAAGGAGAUAUUACAAUACGUUAUCAGCACGAGUCUCUAGCCAAUUGAGUGAAUACGGAGAUAGACCAUAAGAAAAAAUCGUGUUUUUCUUGUAAGUUUGAAUAUGUCUGAUAUCAACAAAAGAGAAUUCACCGAGCUUGCUCUUGAUGGUGGUAACUAUUUGACUUGGGCUUUGGAUGUUGAAAUAUACCUCGCCUCAUGUGAUUUAAGUGACGCUAUAGUUCCAGAUUCUUCAUGUAGCUCCGCCCAGAAGGCGAAAGCUUUGAUUUUCUUGCGUCAUCAUCUGAAUAAGGACUUAAAAAAUGAGUACCUUACUGAAAAAGACCCUGUUGUCCUAUGGCAAUCCCUGAAGGAUCGCUUUGAUCAACAAAAGGCCAUUAUUCUCCCUCAGGCACAAUAUGAUUGGCUGAAUUUACGCUUUCAGGAUUUCAAGUCCGUGAUUGAGUACAAUUCUACCUUACACCGUAUUGUGUCACAGCUGAAACUAUGUAAGCAAGAAGUUACAGAGAUUGAUUUGAUAGAGAAGACUCUAUCUACUUUUCAUGCCAGUAACCUUGUACUCCAGCAGCAGUACAGGGCCAAGAAUUAUACUAGGCAUUCUGAACUCAUUUCUGCUUUACUUGUAGCAGAGAAACAUAAUCAGCUUUUGAUGAGAAACCACAAUGCAAGACCAGUUGGUUCACAAGCAGUGCCUGGAGCACAUGCUACCACUUAUAGAGGUGGUCGAGGGAGAGGCCGAGGAAAAGCGAAUUGGUCACAACGUGGUGGAAGAGGUUGGUCCUAUAGAGGAGGUCGAGGUCGAGGAUACAAUCAUGUUGCUAAAUUCCAAAGUCAUUGA
Messenger RNA from Salvia miltiorrhiza (redroot sage), 859 nucleotides. RefSeq lists its product as uncharacterized. NCBI's taxonomy places the organism in Eukaryota, Viridiplantae, Streptophyta, Magnoliopsida, Lamiales, Lamiaceae. The coding region runs from base 125 to 859 and encodes 244 amino acids. The transcript has 2 exons. The record is from RefSeq and is a predicted model, not a curated record.